This is a messenger RNA of Drosophila kikkawai, 3680 nucleotides long. It is a transcript of the gene p130CAS, whose product is annotated as Serine_rich_CAS and FAT-like_CAS_C domain-containing protein p130CAS. Gene Ontology annotation, biological process: cell surface receptor protein tyrosine kinase signaling pathway; cell migration. NCBI's taxonomy places the organism in Eukaryota, Metazoa, Arthropoda, Insecta, Diptera, Drosophilidae. Gene Ontology annotation, cellular component: plasma membrane; cytoplasm. The record is from RefSeq and is a predicted model, not a curated record. Gene Ontology annotation, molecular function: protein binding.
UGCUGCGGUGCGGACCACGUCGAGAGUGAAGCGCUUCCCGAGAUACGCGAGAUACUGUCAGACAGAAAAGACUUAGAGAAAGAUACGAAUGCGAGUGCGAGACUUUUGCUACGUUUGUGGCUUUUUCGCGUAGCGUCUUUUGUUUUUAGUUUCGGCUUUUUGCGGAUUUUUCGGCUUUUUGCCCCGCGGCUAAACUUGAAAUUAUAGCUGAUUCGGCCAAGUAGCAGAUACAAAGAUACUAAGAUACAAGAUACAUAUGCAGAUGCGAGCUCAGCGCAGAUAAACAACAAGAGUGAACAGAGUGAAGUGAGGAGGAGAUACAAGUGGCAGAUAGACAUCGCGCGAACCCACGUCGAGAUACUUUAUUUAUAUUGUCCUGGAUUAAAUAUAUCUAAAAGUCUCGAUAGUGGCUCCAUCGCCGCCAUGUCCAGCUGAGCUUAGCCUCAGAUCUCAGUAUCAGCCCCAACAACUCAUCAUCAACCCGAAUCGCAUCGCCAUGCUGGACAAGCAGAGCUCAUCCUCCAUCUCGAUGUCAGCCUCCUGCUGCAGCUCCAACGCCACCAAUGCGGACCUGGACUACGAUGUGCCCGUCUCGCGGCGCAUUCACAUCAAAACGAAACUUUAUGCCAAGGCCAUUUACGAUAAUUAUGCAGACACGCCGGACGAGCUGCCCUUCAAGAAGGGCGACAUCCUCACCGUCAUCGAGCAGGACACGGAAGGCAUACAGGGCUGGUGGCUCUGCUCCCUGCGGAACCGACAGGGCCUUUGUCCGGGCAACCGCUUACGCAUCCUUAACUCUUACGAUUCUGGAUGCUUCUCUCCUUCGCCGGCCAGCUCACCCAUACCCUCGCUGGCCGCCAGCACAGCCACACUGAACAGCUCCAUCUGCUCGGCGGAGAUCUACGAGAAUGGAUCCAUCAUCAGCGCGGCCUCAUCCAGCGGCGGUCCGGGAGUAGAGUCAACAUCAGCGCAGUGCCGUGGCACGAGAAGAUCUUGGCACGUCUCGCCGAACAAGGUUAUAACCCCGCAGAGACACGGUGAUGUCUACAUCUACAACUGCUCGCCAGGAUCUGGGACAGGCACGGGAACGGCCAGCCCCCGCACACCCCAGCAACAGCAGCAGCUGUACAGCAACCAAAGCAUCUACCAGAACCUAGGAGCCGCCGCCAUGAUGUCCCACAACGGGAGCGCUGCCACCCCCAGUGGCAGUGAAUUCGAGACCUACGACAUCCCCAAGCCCGCCACGCCUGUGCCGCUAAACUAUGACAGUCCCAGGAGCGGAGGUGGUCCUAGGACGCCCACCAGCCUGUCAGCCCGCUUCGAGUCGCUGAAGAGCGUGCCGGCCUCCAUUGAGGAGGAGUCCUACGAUGUGCCGCGACCCCUGAUCUCCGCCGGCCUGCUGACCCAGAUGACGCCGAGCAGCUCCGCCUCCUCGCUGCUGACCAGUGACAGCCUGUCGCUGAGCUUCUCCAGCUCCAACCGCUCCUCGCUGGCCAACAUGCCCGACUAUGACAUACCGCGCCGCAAUCCCUUGCCCGUGCGCCGCCAGCAGAGCGGCCUCGCCUAUGACUCUCCUUUGCCGCCGCUGCAGGAACAGGAGCAAAGUGUGGCGCCCACCACUGCCGCCCCCGUUGCCGCCACUGCCACGCCCAAAGAGUUGCCCCUGGAGCUGAGCUCGGCCCUGGAAACGCUGGCCAAGCUGCAGCUGCAGACGACGGCCUCCAUUAGCCGGCUGCUGAGCUUCGUUGUGCCCAACUGGCGCACCCGGGCACAGCUAGAGCCGACCAUCAUGGAGCUGAAGCUGGCCGCCCUGCGGCUGCGGACCGCCCUGCACGACCUGGCCGAGUUUGGGGAGGGAGCUUUGGGCAAUGCCACGCGCUCGGAGGACCGCAGCCUGGCCCUCAAGCUGCGGCCGCUGGUGCGGGCUCUGCGGGACGCCAACAAGCUGAUACACGACUCCUCCGAGUCCCUGGACGCCCAGGGUGGGUGGUCCGUGGAGCAGCUGGCACGCAGUGACGAGAAGCACGGCUGUCGUCCGCCGGACGCCCUUGACCAGCUGAUGGCCUGUGCCCAGACCCUCACCGAGGACGUGCGCUCCACCACCAGCUUCAUCCAGGGCAAUGCCUCGCUGCUCUUCAAGCGCCAGGCACAGCAGCAGAACGGAGGAGGAGGAGGAGCUGUCGUCGUCGAAGGCAGCCGUGGCAGCGCCGAGUGGCUGGAGGAUUACGACUAUGUGGCCUUCGAGUCCAAGGAUGCGGCCGCCAGAAAGAAUCAGGCUCUGCGCGAGGCCAUUCCCGCCGGCCUGAAAACCCAGUUCGACACAGUCAUCCGAACCGCAGAGAGCACAGCCAUGGGAUCUGCCUCUAGCUCGGGCUCCGUGCCCCCCACGCCCACGGCCACGACGCCGUGCAAGUCGCCGGAGAUGACCGACAAGGACAAGAAGCUGGUGCGCUACUACGCCCAGCAGAUCUCCACGCACAUGGGCAACCUGAUGCAGGCCAUCGACUCCUUCCUGGAGACGGUGGAGAAGAACCAGCCGCCGAAGUUUUUCAUUGCCUACGGCAAAUUCGUGGUGGUCAGUGCCCACAACCUGGUGACCAUCGGCGACAACGUGCAUCGCAACAUCUCGAAGGAGGCUCUCCGCGAGAAGAUCCUGCGCUGCACGAACGGCCUGUCCGACGCGCUAAAAACCUGCGUUUCCAAGUCGAAGAAGGCGGCGGCGCACUUUCCCAGCGGCAGUGCCGUCCAGGAGAUGGUCGACUCGGUGGUGCACAUCAACAGCCUGGCCCGGGAGCUGAAGACGGUCAUGCUGCAGGCGGUGCAACUGUCGGCGGCGGCCGGACUAGGAGCCUGAAGCAGCCGCGAUCCGAUUGCGGUUCAGUAUUAGCUCGGAGAGAUGCAGCCACGUCUUCCAAGCCCCGGCCUCUCCCCGCCCACGACGGUUCCUUAACGCUUCGCCUAAAGCUUUGGCCCCGCAGACGGAAGCCCAAACUAUCCGAAAUUGGCAUAUCCCCCAGCAGCAGCAGCCGCAGCAGACUUGCAUUGUGAUAUUUUUCGAGCGAAACAUCUGAAAAUGCACACACAGGAGAAGGAGGUAGCCCAGGACUCGGCUUAGAUCUUAGUUGCUACCCACCAGAGUCAGUCGCCUAGCCCCUAAGUUUCGAUUCUGUACAUAGUAUAACUUAGCUCUGAUCUUAGCUCUAGACUUUUGUAAAUUCAAUACGAUCCCGACCCCGAUCCCCGCCAGGCGCACCAUGUUGUAUCAGUGGAUGCAUUUCAGCGUAGUUUUGUAUACCCUAGGCUUAAGCACACCGCACACCCAUCCACAUAUAGGACACACACAUAUGCAUAGUCAGAAUCUGAAAGAUUUACACUCAAGCCCCACAUGGCAGCGAUGAUGGUCGGUCGGUGGGUCAGUCAAUCAGCAAUAUACGAAAACACACGCAUUAACCUAGCAUUAGCUACCUAGUAAACGAUGUUCAGUCCCGGAGUAAGCUACAUAACCGAGCGGAAUAAGAAUAAAAUUAUAAUAAUUAUAUUAAACAAGUCUUGGAAGUCUUGGGAGCAGGCAAGGCAGAGGAGUAUCUAAGUUAAGACCAGGAGUUAAAGCAGGCAGGAUCUCAUAGAAACGAGUUCAUGAAUAACAAGAAAGAAAGCUAACUUUGGCCCUUGCAGGUAAC